ACCAGCUAAGCGAAAAUGGAGGCAACGGUGCUGAGCGUGGGCAAGUCCGUGCUGAGCGGAGCGCUUAGCUACGCCAAAUCUGCCUUGGCGGAGGAGGUGGCCCUGCAGCUGGGAGUACGGCGUGAUCAGGCCUUCAUCACGGGUGAGCUCGAGAUGAUGCAGGGCUUCCUGAUGUGUGCACACGAGGAGGGGCGAGAAGGCAGCAGCAUGGUGGUCAAGAUCUGGGUGAAGCAAGUCCGCGACGUGGCAUACGACGUCGAGGACUGCCUCCUGGACUUCGCCGUCAGGUUAGAUCAUCAGCAGUCGUGGUGGUGUAUCCCCCAAAGGCUGCUUGACCGGCGUUUUGUGGCCAAGGAAAUGAAGGAGCUCAGAACCAAGGUGGAGGACAUCGGCCAGAGGAACGUGCGCUACCGCCUCAUCAAGGAAUCAUCUGGGCAGCCAUCGUCUGCCACUGCCACCAUCAGCAGUGAGGUGAUACUUCACGUCGCUGAAGCCACAACACGUGCUGCGCUUCACCGGGAAAAGGAAAAGGCGGAUCUUGCCGAGCUGAUCACCAGAGAUGGCCAUGGGUCGGUGAUCGCGGUGUGGGGAGCAAGCAGCGAUGUUGGGGUCACAUCUAUCAUCAGAGCUGCCUAUGAUAAGCCAGAAGUAAAAGGUAAGUUUCAGUGCCGAGCCUGGGUAAGGCUGAUGCAUCCCUUCAACCCAAAUGACCUCUUUGUCAGCAUGGUGAGGCAGUUUUACCAAGAUUCAUGUGAUGAAUCUGGUAAAGCAAUUACGCAAGGAGGAGGAACAGCCACUGGACUGACAGUUCUGAAGAAGAUGUCGGCACUAGAUCAUAGUUUGGUCGAUGAGUUUAAUCGGUAUGUGACGGAGAAGAGGUACUUGGUUGUUAUUGCUGAUGUGCAUACCAUAGAAGAGUGGGACUGGAUCAAAACAUACUUCCCAAGCAUGAACGGGAGCCAGAUCAUUGUGUCCACGCAGCAAUUUGAAGUUGCAAGAUUGUGCACUGAGCAGCCGUACACGGUAGCGGAGAUUGAACCAAAAUGGUCAUUCGACAAGGACUUGUAUGUCUUCUACCACAAGCACAAGGUGGAGGCUCAAAUCAAAGGAGGUCACAAGGCCGAGUCCAGCUCAAAUGGUGAGAUCACAAGUGCUGAAGAAGCUCCUCGUGAGGAACAGCAGCACGCAGAUCAGAAGCUCACUAGUGCCAGUGCAGUGGCAGCCGCUUUGGAGGAAGAUCGGCUUAUCAACCGGGUGGCAGCAAAAGCUACAGUUAUUGAGUUACUCAGUCAACCUGGCGAGGUGAUCACCAUUUGGGGAAUGGGAGGUCUUGGGAAGACUACUCUUGUAACAAGUCUCUACCAACAAGAACUCAGUGAAAGAUUUCAGAGGCGCGCUUGGUUCACAGUGCCGCAUUCUCUGAACCAUCUAAGCCAUCAAGAAUUUCAUGAGGACUUGCAACGGCAAUUGAAAGUGGAUUAUCAUGGAGACAAAGAAAAGCCUGAAGGACAGCAAAAUGACAAUGGAGAGGAGACUCAAACAACGGAAAACAAAAAAACUGUUGAAACUUUGGCAGAGAUUUUAUCGAACAAGAAAUGCCUCAUUGUUUUUGACGAUCUAUCAUCCAUCGAAGACUGGCAAUGGAUAAAGCAGCUGUUGCCAUCAAGAGAAAAUACUGCCAACAAGAUCAUUGUCACCACUCGGAAACUGAAUGUUGCCGAGUCAUGUUCGCAGAUAGAAAGCCAGAUAUACAAUCUCGAGCUUCUUAGUGAUGAGGAUGCUCUCCGCCUAUUUGAAAAAAAGGUAUUCAAGGAUGCUAAAGAGAGGGAAACUUAUGGCGACAUUGCAGGCCUAACUGAGCAAGCAAAUCUUGUACUGAAGAUGUGUGACGGCCUUCCUCUUGCUAUAUCCACCAUAGGUAGCUUCCUGGCAAGCAAACCUAAGACUGCUGUAGAGUGGAGGAAUUUGAACAGACAUAUAAGUGCAGAGCUAGAGAUGAAUCAAGAGCUUGGGAUGAUAAAGACAGUCCUUGCUUCAAGUUACGACGGUUUACCUUAUUAUCUCAAGGCUUGCUUCUUGUAUUUAUCCAUUUUUCCGGAAGACCACCGCAUCAGAUGGUCUCGUUUGGUGAGGCAUUGGAUUGCAGAGGGAUACUCAAGGCGAAUACGUGACAAGACUGCAGUUGAAACCGGGAACAGCUACAUCACCGAGCUUAUCAGCAGGAGUAUGGUCCGACCAUUACAAGGAGAUAUGAUUGCAAGUGGGAGGAACGGUUUCUUGGACGUCCAUGAUCUCAUCCGUGACAUUGCAAUCUCAAGGGCAACAGAGGAAAAUCUUGUUUUUACGCUGGAGGAAGGAUGUGACUUGAGCACCCAAGGCAAAAUCCGUCACCUUGCUAUAAGCAGCAGGUGGAGAAGAGACAAAGAUGUAUUUGAGAGUGCACUGGACUUGUCUCACUUAAGAUCACUGACAGUAUUUGGAGUGCUGGAGGAAUAUUUCAUUUCUGUUAAGAUGAGAUUACUCCGAGUACUGGACUUGGAAGACACAAAGGGUCUGACAGAUCAGCACCUCCAUCAGAUUGGGAAGCUUGUUCACCUAAUUUACCUUUCUCUACGAGGAUGUGAUGGGCGCUUACGCCUUCCAGAUUCACUGGGUAAUCUGAGGCAUCUACAGACACUGGAUGUAAGAGAUGUAUGCAUAAUAAAUCUACCAAGAACAAUUGUCAAGCUUGACAAGUUAAGUUAUCUCCAGGUGGGCUUUGUACCAAGGAAUGAUGACAAGGGAACAGGAAGAUGGGUUGACGAGGAACGCAUAGAGCAGGCUAUCCUUGACAGCAAGUUCAAACCCUUACGAUUGAACAAAUGCAGCUGCCAGAAGAUCCUCAUAAGCACCUGCUGCUGCUGCUGCUGCUUUCCGGUGAUUUUUGUAUUAGUUCGCCUCUUUUGCUUCCUGGUUAACUUACUAGUUGUCCUCUGGUACUCGCUGUUUUUCCUUCGGCGUUUCUUAUGCGUGCUUACAAGAGAUGGUUGUGCCGGGUUGCCUGCUUACUUUAUGGGGAUAGAUCCAUCUGGUGUCAAAUUCCCGAGAGGAACUGGGAAACUCAAGUCCCUGCACACGGUGGGUGUUGUCAAUAUCGACGGAGAAAAUGCCAUUCUUAAAGAGCUCCAAGAUCUUACCGAGUUGCGUAAGUUAAGAGUGACUGGUCUGAACAAGAAAAAUUGCAAAAACUUCUGUUCGACCAUCGCCAAUCUCAAAUCCCUGGAAUCUUUGUUUGUGCGGUCAGAGGGGAAGCCGGGUCUAUCUGGCUGCUUUGAUGACGAUGACCUGUCCGAGCCUCCAAAGAACCUUCAAAGCCUCAAGCUGUACGGCAACUUGGUCAAACUGCCGGCAUGGAUCAUGAAGCUCAGAAAUCUCGUGAAGAUGGAGCUACGGAGCAGCUGCAUAUCUGAGGAGGAGGUUUAUACCACGCUACAAGUCCUUGGCGGGCUACCAAACCUGGCAAUCUUACGUCUGCUGGGUGGGUCGUUCGUUGGUCAAAGGCUAUGUUUGAGCUUCCAAGGGAAUGCAUUUCCAAGCCUCAAGGUGCUGGCGCUGGAUCUCCCGGGUGGCAUCGAAUUAGUCAAGUUUGAAGGCGCAGCAGAGACAAAUAAGCUUGAGGAAUUCAGUUGGUAUUCGAGUAAGAAAGAAGCUUGGAUGUUUUCUGGACUACCAUCUCUGCCAAGCCUGAAGGAAGUUGUACUCAGCGGUGCCACGAAAAAUUUCAUGGAUGGCUUGCGAGCCCAGUUUGCUGGGAAAACAAACCAACCCAUUCUGAAGCUCAAGAGUCAAGCGGAUUGA
Messenger RNA from Triticum aestivum (bread wheat), 3837 nucleotides. Its product is annotated as disease resistance protein Pik-2. Bases 16 to 3837 code for a protein of 1273 amino acids. Lineage: Eukaryota; Viridiplantae; Streptophyta; Magnoliopsida; Poales; Poaceae. The record is from RefSeq and is a predicted model, not a curated record. Gene Ontology annotation, molecular function: ADP binding. The transcript is spliced from 3 exons. Gene Ontology annotation, biological process: defense response to other organism.